AUGUCUCCACGCAAGAGCCAUACCCCACAACCAUCCUCCAGUUUUCUGAACGAAGAGAGAUUAAGCAAGUCACCCACAAAAUCCUUCGCAAAUCCUCUCGAUGAAACUACUACCAAAUCUUCUAUCAAAAGUUCUGAUAUCUCUAGAAAAUUCUCUGUUCCUCCGAAAUGGAUAGAUCAUGGGCUUGAAGGUGAUUGGAAUCAUCCCGAUAGUAAUGGUUCAGUUGUCGCGCAUGCUUUCGGUCUUGGCCCAGGACGGCCUAUUCUAGAGGAUGAACAGGGUCAGAUUAUGAUCUUUGAAUCUGGCAAGAAAUUUUACUUAUGGGAUGAGAUGAAUAAUGAAAUUUACGAGUUUGCCUGCCAGGAUCUGGGUGAGAUCUAUCAUGCUCUGCAUAAUGGAGGACUGCGGAAACUGAACAGAUGGCUCCUAAAGGAGGUUGGCGACCUUACUCAUUAG
Messenger RNA from Penicillium waksmanii, 456 nucleotides. RefSeq lists its product as uncharacterized. Lineage: Eukaryota; Fungi; Ascomycota; Eurotiomycetes; Eurotiales; Aspergillaceae. The coding region runs from base 1 to 456 and encodes 151 amino acids. The record is from RefSeq and is a predicted model, not a curated record. The transcript is spliced from 3 exons.